Messenger RNA from Tupaia belangeri chinensis (Chinese tree shrew), 2044 nucleotides. RefSeq names its product tripartite motif containing 4 (gene TRIM4). Lineage: Eukaryota; Metazoa; Chordata; Mammalia; Scandentia; Tupaiidae. The record is from RefSeq and is a predicted model, not a curated record. Gene Ontology annotation, molecular function: protein binding; zinc ion binding.
UAGUUGUUUGGAAUAACGGCCCACCCUCCUGCUCUCAGGGCCACCGCCCAACAGAAACUGAAAUCUGGGAGACUCUCACCCCUUUCGGGUCCUAAACCUCGGAAAGAAGACUACGCUCCUCCUUAGGCGAGGGGCGCUGGCCGCGGGCCCAAGGGCAGCUGACCGUUCCCACGCCCGCCCGCCCGCAGCGGUCCUCCGGUCAGAUCCCCGCUCCGAGGCAGAGAGGCGGGAUGGCAGCCGUCGACCUGCAGGAGGAGCUGACCUGCUCCAUCUGCCUGGACUAUUUCCAGGACCCCGUUUCUAUCGAGUGCGGCCACAACUUCUGUCGUGACUGCCUGCAGCGCGGCUGGGCGGGGAAAGGGAAAACCUGCCCCGAGUGUCGCCAGCUGUCGGCGCCCUCCACUAUGCGCCCCAACAGGGCCCUGGCCAGGCUGACGGAGAGAAUGCGAUGCCGGCGCCCGGAUUCGGCGCUCCCAGAUCUGUGCGGCCGCCACUGGGAGCCGUUGCGGCUCUUCUGCGAGGACGACCAGCGGCCAGUGUGCUUGGUGUGCAGGGAGUCCCAGGAGCACCAGGACCACGACUUGUCGCCCGUGGACGAGGCCUUCAAAAGCUACCGGGAGAAACUUCUAACGUCUCAAUUUAGCCUCCUGGCCAAGAUUAAGAAAGCCACACAAUUACAGAACAUGGAGGAGAAGAAUGCUGCCAAGUGGAAGGAGAAAAUGAAGAAUCAGCGAAGGAUAAUUGCUGCAGAAUUUUCAAAGCUGCACCACUUCUUGGCUGAAGAAGAGCAGCUUUUUCUUCAGAGACUAAGUGAAGAAGAAGAAGAGACAAAGAAGAAACUGAAUGAGAACAAAUCAACGCUCAAUCAAAUAAUCUUUUCUUUGAGGAAUCUCAUCUUAGAGGUGGGAGAGAAGAGCCAAGCCUCCACUCUGAAACUGCUCCAGAAUCCGAAAGGUGUGUUGACCAGGAGUGAGAACCAGGGUGUGAACUAUUCCGUUGAAGUUCUGAAAGUGAAAACAGUGUGCCAGAUAACACUGAUGAAGGAAAUGUUGAAGCAGUUUCAAGUAACUGUAACCCUAGCUGAAGACACAGCUCAUCCCAAACUUGUCUUCGCCCAGGAAGGAAGAUAUGUGAAAAAUGCAGCACCAGCUGGUUCUUGGCCAGUAUUUUCUACAGCAUGGAACUACUUCAGUGGAUGGAGGAAUCCUCAGAACAGCAAAGAAGAGAAAUUUCAAUACUUACCCUGUGUUCUGGGAAAAAACGUUCUCACCUCAGGGAAACAUUACUGGGAAGUUGAGAGAAGAGAUGGCCUGGAGAUUGCUGCUGGGGUGUGUCGGGAGGAUGUCAUGGGGAUUACCAGUAAUUCAGAAAUAUCCCCUCAUAUGGGAAUUUGGGCCAUUUAUUGGAGUGGGGCUGGCUAUCGACCUGCAACGAGCUCUUCUGUUACCAUGCAAGAGCCAGCUCCUCACCGGGUCGGGAUUUACCUAGAUCAUGAGGCUGGGAGUGUCUCAUUCUACAGUGCUGUGGAUGGAGUGCACCUAUAUACUUUUUCUUGUUCUGUCUCACGCCUCCGUCCAUUUUUUUGGCUGAGUCCCUUAGCAUCUUUAGUCAUCCCACAAUCGACUAAUAAGAAAUGAUGCUAUUCUUUUGCUGCCCAAGAAUUCCUCCUCAUACUCCAGCUAAGGGCCACAAAUCCCUUGGUCCUUUCUUUGACUUCCUAUGUCUAUCCUGAGUAAUCCAACAGCAUUAUCCACUCAGAUUCCAGUUGUAGAGUCUGUUCAACUCCCUGCAUAUCCUGUGCAUUAGAGAUACAGGAGGUGCCAUUCAUUGACUUCAGUAGCCAUUUCUCUACUUUUUUACUUCUAUUCUGGAUCUUCCUUAUUAAACUGUCUAGCAUUCGCCUUCCAUGUGCUUCAACAGUGGGAGUCCCAUACAAGGUAGUUCUGGCCAAUGGGAUGGGAAAUUUUCCAACAUUCUUUUGAGAAUGUUUCUGUAGCUUUUAAAAAGAUGUUUGUUUUAGAAAAAAGAAGAAAAAAAAAAACCA